UGUGACGGCACUGCACCAGUCUUGUUAGGCUCACCUCUGGUCCAAAGUUGCGCCCAGGCCGACAUGGAGCAGGAAGAUGAGUGGCAGGCUGCGCAGCAGCCUCCCAAGAUGCCUUUGUUACUGAGCCUGACUUUCCACGGGAUCUGUGGAUUGGAAUUCAGUUCGUGCCAAAGCUUUAUUCACUGAAGCACCUUUCCCAGCUCAGUUCUUAAUCUUGUACCCAUUCUGGAGUGAAGAGCUGAGAACUGACCCUUUCCGUCCCUGUUGUCACUGGAGAUUCGGAUAAUGAGAGGCCGACACCAAUGCUGCAUCUAUCAGUGCCUUCUGGGAACGGUGGAGUCCAUCAGCCACCCACUCCACCCGCCACUCAACAUGUAUCCAAUAUGUCAAGGCCGUAUAUGUUAUCCGCUGAGGAAUCCGGGCAGAGUGAGGGUGAAGGGGGGUCACAGGUCAUUCUGUCCCUACCUGAGCGUGGUGUGAGGUACUCCUCCCCACUGCCUCCUACACCUUCCCAGAUGUAUCAUCAGCCACCGUCUAUCCACCAACCUGCCAGAAUGAUUGACACGGGAUCCCACAUGAUGUCCUUAGGUAGUCCAGGUACUCUGAUGGGCGUGAACAUAGCCUUCAGUGAGAAUCUGAUGCCUCACAGUGGCCUGCCAGGCUCAGCUUCCCGCAGCAUCCCAGUCAUGGCCCACAGCAGCGCCUCACCGAUGUCUUAUCCUGUCCCCUCAACAGUACCUGCUCCCACGGGCUCUUUAAAUAAUGGAAUAUUGUUGGUCCAAGGCAUGGCUCCCAGUGGGGCCUGUGCCAUGCCUCCCUCGAUGGAUCGGAUGCUGCACUUAAAUCCCUACAAUCUUGGGAUGCCCCCAGGUAGGCUUCAGCCAUUGCUGACUUUAGAUUCCCAGGACUCGCUUGUGACACAGUCAAAUUCCCAGGAAGGACCUUUCGUGUCUGAGCAGUCCACACCUAGUCCGCAGGGUUCAGAGAGCCCCAGUGCUUCAGGAGAGGCAUCUGGGAGGCCGCCUCUAGCUUCAAGGCCUUUUGUCUGCCCCUAUGAAAACUGCGGGAAAGCGUACACCAAACGCUCUCACCUCAUGAGUCAUCAGCGUAAACACACGGGUGAGAAGCCCUAUGUGUGUGACUGGGAAGGCUGCACGUGGUCUUUCUUCCGCUCUGAUGAGCUUCGGCGACACAGACGGAUCCACACCAGAGACCGACCACACAAAUGCGCCGAGUGUGGCCGGCAGUUCAUGAGAUCCGACCAUCUCAAGCAACACCAAAAAACUCAUCAGCGCAUGCCAGACUUCCCGACACCUCAGGCCAACAGCAAACAGACGGACGGACAGAUCAGUGGUCCUCUUGCUCCUGGUCAGGGGCUUUAGCUCCUUUUCCUGGAUUCUUUAAACCAAGACCCUGCUGCCUGAGACUGGGUCAUCUCUGGGGUAGGUGAAAGUUCAGAGGGAGACAGGAAGUGGUGGGGAGGCUCACAUGACGCUCUUGACACCAUCAUGGAUUCCUCAAAAUCUGGUGCCUCUCAGGAAUUAGUGACUUCUGCCAUUUAGCCAGAUGAGAAGAUGGAGCCAUGGACUGGACUUAAUUAGAAAACUUCUCCUGUCAGUCAACAGCGGGGAACACUCUCAUGCCUGCCUGUUCCGUGAAACCAUGUUCUCUCCCUGGAUCUUCCACAGUGUCCAGGGCCAGACCAUGGGAAAGACAUCUUAGUGUUAGAAGGUACUGAAACCAUUCCAUGCACUGCAUCAGGCUCCCUCUGGCUUCACCAUCCAUAUGCCCAGAGUUUCUCCUCCCAGGUCUCGACUGGAAUAUUCCACUACAGGACAUGAUAUCUGGCAUUCCAUGGGGCCAGGGCCACCAAAAUCAAGCCAAAAUCAGUCUCAAGGACACUGAUAGUCAUGGGGGAAACUCCAGGAAAGAGGAGAUUUGAGAGAGACAGGUAGUGAUUCUCUCUACCCCACGAACUGUUGCAAGUAUUGCUUGUCCCCAACAGCAGUCUGGGGAGACCUCCCAAGCAGCCUGCAGACACACCCUUCAAGGUUGGCCAGGAAGCAGUGUCCACCCUGGAAAUGUGCUGCAAAGGACACUAUCCAUCCCCUCCGUUCCACUUGCUUUCCCUCCUAUACCUUGGUGUUGAAUGUCCCCAAUAAACGCAGUGUUUGUGCUGUUUAUAAAUUGGAGUGGGGAAUGGGAGGGCUCAGGACAGAUCCCACCAUAACGUCCUCUCUACCUGGCCCAGGUAUCAGGUUGCAGGUUUUCAUUUAUGUGUUUUUUAAAACGUGUAUUUAUUGUGUGCUCUCGUGGAGGUCAGAGACAACUUUGGGGAACCAGUGAUCUUCUAGCGUGUAUGGCCCUGGGAUUGAAUUCAGUUUUCAGUCUUGGCAGCAAGCACCUUUCUUGUUGGCCUUUGUUUGGUUUUGCUUUUGAGAAAGGGUUUCACUGUGGUGCCCAGGCUGAGUUGCAGGUGUGAGCACCCACCCAGUUUCAGGCUGCCUCUGCUCCCCUCCCCUCUGGUUCUGAGGGAUAAUAAGUGUUCUGGUAGCUCACCCUGGCUCUUUUCUGAAUUCAGUCGGCCAUUUUACUGAGUAUUAAGCUAACAGAAAGGAGCUAGGCCUUAAGUUAUCCUCCUUGUAGGAGCUCAAUAACGGCUCCUAUAAUAACCCAGAACCCCAGAUAUCUUUGCCCCCAAAGUGGGUUUCUUCCCUAAGAGCUGGCACCUUCCAAGAACUGGCACCUUCCAAGAGCUGGUACCUUCCAUGUGUUUUUGAUAGACCCAGACCAGUCCUAUGCCAGGUGACUCCAUCUUACACUUAAGGGACCAUGUUGGGCUCACUAAUUCUCAAGCCUCUACAACACAACACAUGGGUGUGGGCACAGCUGAAGGAUGUACCAGGAAGAACAGGCCUCAGUGAGCCAGACCUUAACCACAGAGACUUAGCCAUGCCUCAUUCCCAGACACCCUUGGUUGAGCGUCCUGAGCACUGAAGAGUUAGGCACAGUCACCCUGACUGUUAAGGAGCACCAAAGGCCAGAACUGGCCUCUGCCUGUGGAUGUCGGAAGCUGCUGUUAGAAGUGGAUGUGUUAGCCUGGAGUGGUGGUACGUGCCUGGAAACCCAGCACUCAGGAGAUGGAAGCAGAUUAAGAGCAUGAAAUGAUUGAAGGUGACAGGUGAGAAACAGAUUAAUUCCCUAUUGUGAUGUCUACCAUAGAGGAAAGUUGUCCUUUAACUUUGACAGUUUUGCCUGUGUGUGUACCACAGUGCAUGAACGGAGGUAGGUGACAGCUCACUGGAGUUUCCCUCCUAUCCUGGAGGUGCCAGGGGUCGAACUCAGGUCUUCAGGCUUGGCGGCAAGCACUGAGCCAUGUUGCAGGCGCAUAUAUGGAAUUGUGGGAGCAGGUCUUAUGUAGCCCCAAGCUGGAUCUGAACUAUGUCACCAAGAAUAAUUUAUUCUUUCUCCAAGUGCCAGGAUUACAGGUGUGUGCCAACGACACGGGUGUGGUGCUUGGGAGAGACCAGGCCUUCAGGAAUGCUAGCCAAGCACAUGAUACCAAACUGUACCUGCAGUGGAAAGCCUGUAUCUAUGAUGCAAUUUAAAGAAUACAUAUUUGCCCUUUUAGUCACUUGAGUCAAAGAAUUCGUUUAUGUACAGUCUUCUUU
Molecule: messenger RNA, 3671 nt
Organism: Myodes glareolus (Bank vole)
Lineage: Eukaryota; Metazoa; Chordata; Mammalia; Rodentia; Cricetidae
Gene: Klf17
Product: KLF transcription factor 17
Biological process (GO): regulation of transcription by RNA polymerase II
Molecular function (GO): RNA polymerase II cis-regulatory region sequence-specific DNA binding; DNA-binding transcription factor activity, RNA polymerase II-specific
Source: RefSeq, a predicted model, not a curated record